ACUACUACUACUACUACUACUACUACUACUACUACUACUACUACUACUGCUACUACUACUACUACUACUACUACUACUGCUACUACUACUACUACUACUACUACUACUACUACUACUACUACUACUACUACUACUACUACUACUACUACUACUACUACUACUACUGCUACUACUACUCCUGCUGCUGCUACUACUACUACUACUACUACUACUACUACUACUACUACUGCUGCUACUCCUGAUACUGCUGCUACUGCUACUGCUGCUACUGCUACUACUACUACCACUACUACUACUACUACUACCACUACUACUACUACUACUACUACUACUACUACUACUACUACUACUACUACUACUACUACUACUACUACUACUACUACUACUACUACUACUACUACUACUACUACUACUACUACUACUGCUACUCCUACUGCUACUACUACUACUACUACUACUACUACUACUACUACUAGUAGCUACUGUACUAGUACUACUACUACUACUACUACUACUACUACUACUACUACUACUACUGCUGCUGCUACUACUACUACUACUACUACUACUACUACUACUACUACUACUACUACUACUACUACUACUACUACUACUACUACUACUACUACUACUACUACUACUACUACUACUACUACUACUACUACUACUACUACUACUACUACUACUACUACUACUACUGCUACUCCUGCUACUGCUACUACUACUACUACUACUGCUACUACUGCUACUGCUACUACUACUACUACUACUACUACUACUACUACUACUACUACUACUACUACUACUACUACUACUACUACUGCUACUCCUGCUGCUGCUACUGCUACUGCUACUACUACUACUACUACUACUACUACUACUACUGCUACUACUACUACUACUACUACUGCUACUACUACUACUGCUACUACUGCUACUGCUACUACUGCUACUACUACUACUACUACUACUACUACUACUACUACUACUACUACUACUACUACUACUACUACUACUACUGCUACUCCUGCUGCUGCUACUGCUACUCCUGCUGCUGCUGCUACUACUACUACUACUACUACUACUACUACUACUACUACUACUACUACUACUGCUGGUGCUACUACUACUACUACUACUACUACUACUACUACUACUACUACUACUACUACUACUACUACUACUACUACUACUGUUUAUUGGUUGCUGGGGAAGACGAAAUACCUCCCUGUCACCCGCUGUCUCCUCCAGAUAAUGGGAUUCUCAAAAGUGUCAGUUCACAGGAACUCCGAUCUGGUGUGUCGAGUCACCUGUCAGAGGGGGUUUCAGUUUGAGAAUGGGGAGCGUGCUGUGACCCGGAUAUGCAAAGAGAACAUGACAUCAUGGGAUGCAGGAGAACUGCUUCCGUCAUGCGUGGCAUCAUGCGACACCUGGCUUCUGCCCCCCGGUGAAAUAACCAACGCGUCGCUGACGUCAUCGACAGUGUGGGAUAACGCGCCUCGUUUUGGUCCGUCCAAUGCCGUUGUUAAGCCCGGAGUGACGUCACCUGAAGUAUGGAGACCCGCCAAAGACGACGUUUCGCAGUUUAUUCAGGUUGAUUUUCAUAAAUCACAGAGGAUUGUGGGUGUCGUAACCAAGGGCGAUGAUGUCAACAGUUACGUUACGCUUUUCCGUGUCCUUUUCAGUAUGGAUGGGAUCGACUGGUUCCCGUACAGUGAUACCAGUGUUUUAGAGAAGUUCUUCCGUGCAAACGUAGACUCAACCACGAUCCGCACGACCAGAUUGGACUGUCACCAUGUUGCUAGGCACGUGCGGAUUAAUCCUCUGGCGUGGCACAACCACAUAUCCCUCCGCAUCAACUUGAUAGGCUGUUCUUCUAGCUUGGGAGAACAACUCGCCACGAAUUCGUCAAGUCGAGUUUGUCGAAGUUUACUGCCCCCUGAAAACGGAAUUGUCAACUGCGAAACAAAUGGCACCAAUCUAAUUUGCUCUUCUAUUUGUAAGAGUGGUUUCGUGUUCAGUAACAACGAGCCAGUCAUUCAAAGUGUUUGUGACGAGGAGACGGGCACGUUUACCACAGAGGAGAAACCAGCACUCUGCGUUGAGAAAGGGACAGCGGCAACUCCAUUAGUGAAUUCUACUGAACACUGCAUCUACGAGGACGACGCGUGCGAUGAUUGGGAAAAUGGCGACUUCCAGUACUGCCAGAGUUGUCACUACUUCGCCACAUGCUCGGAACACUACUUCUACGUCAGACCGUGCCCCACCCACCUCCAGUAUGACUCCCGGGAGAAGCGCUGUGAAUACAAGUCACGCACGUGCAGGACGGACAAGAAUUAAGAUGAACGUGCAGAAUGGACAGUUUGGAAAUUCGUUAUAACUUUUUUUACCAAGGUGUAAUACGAGUUAAAGCGACAGAUCCUUGUUUUUUUAAACAAUACGACGUAUUUUUCACUAUUAAAGUGACAGACCCUAGUUUUUAAACACUUAAGGCAUA
Gigantopelta aegis is the source of this 2497-nucleotide messenger RNA. RefSeq names its product mucin-5AC-like. Gene Ontology annotation, cellular component: extracellular region. The annotation marks the transcript as partial. The record is from RefSeq and is a predicted model, not a curated record. Gene Ontology annotation, molecular function: chitin binding. Lineage: Eukaryota; Metazoa; Mollusca; Gastropoda; Neomphalida; Peltospiridae. The transcript is spliced from 13 exons.